GUUUGGCAAUCUUUAAAAAGCUAUUUAUUAUUAGGUGGGUAAAAGAUGGAGGUGUGGGGGCCAUGCAUGUUGUAGUCAAAGGGCAGUUUUGUGGCGUUAGGUGUCUCUUUCCCUUUAAGUGGGCUCUAGGUUGUAAGGCCUGCACUUCAGACAUCUUUAUCUGCUGAGCCAGCUCACUAACCCCUUUCAAGCACUCUUAAAGACAGAAACAAGUCUGUAUGGAACUUGCUUGACAUUUGUUGAAAACAAGUAAAUAUCAGAAGCUUUUUUUCUUUUUCUUUUCUUUUUUUUUUUUUCUUUUUUUUCUUUUUUUUUUUGAGAUAGGAUUGUAAUAAUAUAGUUUUGGCUGUCCUUAGAACUCGUGUAGACCAGGCUGGCCUCCGUAGCAAAUGAUGGCCUUGAAUAUCUGCUGAUCUUCCUGUCUCUUCCUCCCAAGUGCUGUGCGUGCACCACCACACUUGGUUUCUCCAGUGUGAAAGACUGAACUUAAGGUUCAGUCAAGCCGAGCUAAUGCCACCAACUGACCUACAUCCUGAGGCUCUAGUCAGCAAGCAGACUUUGCCUAUUGGUCAAAUUCACAAUGUCUCCAACUAUUCUCAUGUUUUAAUUGGUGAUAGCAUUUCUCAUAAAGAGACUUAAAUAGCUCCGAGCUGCAUACUCCUAGCUACUAAGGGUUGCUGUGGUGUUAGCAGGACAAUUGUUACAUCAACGGCAGCAGUUUCAUCAGAAUUAGGCUGUGUGAGGUUCUAGGUAAGAAUUCUGUCAUUGCUACCAGUGAUGGCUUUGGAAAAAGAUGCCUGUCCUGCUUUACCGAAACUGGACAAGAGUAGUGCAGCCGGGAGUGCAGCGAAGCCUGCCAAUAAGUGUGAGGAGAUUCACUUGCCACGCUUCUCACUAAAGCAAGGCAUGAUCCCGACACGUUACGUUAUGCCUUGGAAAGAAAGCAUGAAAUUCAGGAAUGUGAAUCUGAAGCAAGCGGAAGCGUGUGGGAUCUACACUGGCCCCUUGGAAGAUUCCCUGUUCUGGGGUUACAGUGAGCGGCUUUGCCAUGGGGAAGAUCGGAAAGUCGUCCUGAAGAAAGGCCCUCCGGAGAUAAAGAUUGCCGACAUGCCUUUGCACUCGCCUCUCUCCAGAUACCAGAGCACCGUGAUCUCCCAUGGCUUCAGGAGGCGUCUGAUCUGAUGGGGGUAGCCGUAUGCUUGCCCAGUGCACAAAAGGUUCAGGGUUCGAACCCCAUUACUACUAAAAAGAAUAAAAUGAUAAAGUAGUUCAA
Molecule: messenger RNA, 1273 nt
Organism: Myodes glareolus (Bank vole)
Lineage: Eukaryota; Metazoa; Chordata; Mammalia; Rodentia; Cricetidae
Gene: Spmip10
Product: sperm microtubule inner protein 10
Biological process (GO): flagellated sperm motility
Source: RefSeq, a predicted model, not a curated record